Melopsittacus undulatus (budgerigar) is the source of this 4211-nucleotide messenger RNA. RefSeq names its product TBC1 domain family member 30 (gene TBC1D30). Bases 1 to 2346 code for a protein of 781 amino acids. The transcript is spliced from 13 exons. Gene Ontology annotation, cellular component: endoplasmic reticulum. NCBI's taxonomy places the organism in Eukaryota, Metazoa, Chordata, Aves, Psittaciformes, Psittaculidae. The record is from RefSeq and is a predicted model, not a curated record.
AUGCGGCAGGACAGGCUGACGGGCUCGCUGCGGCGCGGCGGCCGAUGCCUGAAGCGGCAGAGCUCGGGCGGCGGCGGUGUGGGCACCAUCCUCAGCAACGUCCUCAAGAAGCGCAGCUGCAUCUCCCGGACAGCGCCGCGCCUGCUCUGCACCUUGGAGCCAGGGGUUGAUACAAAAUUGAAGUUCACUCUUGAACCAUCUUUAGGUCAAAAUGGUUUUCAGCAGUGGCAUGAUGCGCUCAAAGCAGUGGCCAGAUUGCCAACCGGCAUACCGAAAGAGUGGCGGAGAAAGGUUUGGCUGACCCUAGCUGAUCAGUACUUACACAGUAUAGCCAUUGACUGGGAUAAAACCAUGCGUUUCACAUUCAAUGAAAGAAGUAAUCCUGAUGAUGACUCUAUGGGCAUCCAGAUAGUAAAGGACCUUCACCGAACUGGUUGCAGUUCUUAUUGUGGCCAGGAGGCAGAGCAAGAUCGAGUCGUACUCAAACGUGUUCUGCUGGCUUACGCCAGGUGGAAUAAAUCUGUUGGCUAUUGUCAAGGAUUUAACAUACUAGCUGCACUCAUUCUGGAAGUAAUGGAGGGCAAUGAAGGGGAUGCCCUGAAAAUCAUGAUUUACCUGAUUGAUAAGGUGCUUCCUGAUAGCUAUUUUGUCAAUAAUCUCCGUGCUCUCUCUGUGGAUAUGGCUGUUUUCCGAGAUCUUUUACGAAUGAAGCUUCCUGAACUGUCCCAGCACUUAGACACCCUGCAAAGAGCUGCUAACAGAGAAAGUGGAGGAGGCUACGAACCCCCACUUACAAAUGUCUUCACAAUGCAGUGGUUUCUGACCCUCUUUGCCACUUGCCUGCCCAACCAUACAGUUCUGAAGAUCUGGGAUUCAGUAUUCUUUGAAGGUUCUGAAAUUAUACUGAGAGUAGCUUUGGCUAUCUGGGCAAAGUUAGGAGAGCAAAUAGAAUGUUGUGAAACUGCAGAUGAGUUUUACAGUACCAUGGGCAAGCUGACCCAGGAGAUGCUGGAAGACAGUCUGAUUGACAGCAACGAGCUCAUGCAGACUGUUUAUACCAUGGCUCAGUUUCCCUUCCCACAACUGGCAGAAUUGAGGGAGAAAUACACGUACAACAUUACUCCUUUCCCUGCAACAGUAAAAUCAACUUCGCUUUCAGGAAGGCUAGGUAGAACCAGAGACAGUGAUGAGGAGAAUGACCUAGAUGAUGAGGACUCAAUUGCCAAUGCAAUUGGCUGUCUUGGACCAUUAACUGGGUUUUUGGCACCAGAGCUCCAAAAAUACCAAAAACAGAUGAAAGAUCAGAAUGAAGAACAAAGUCUUGGUUCCAGUAACAUUGCAGAAUUAAGUCCAGGAGCAAUAGACUCUUGCCAAAGUGAAUAUCAUGCCGCUUUUAACAGCAUGAUGAUGGAGCGUAUGACCACCGAUAUUAAUGCACUGAAAAAGCAAUAUUCCAGGAUAAAGAAGAAACAGCAACAGCAAGUUCACCAUGUGUAUAUCAGAGCAGGAUGUGAAGAUGAUGACCCUGGGAUUUUUUUAAGUCCCAGGGACCAGCUGAACAAUGACAAAGGGCCAGUUACCAGCCUCCUCCCUUCUCAGGUAAACCAUUCCCCAGUGAUAAACCACCUCCUUUUAGGAAAGAAGAUGAAAUUGAAUAACAAGUCCCUCAAAAAUGCUGUUAUUCACAUCCCAAGUCACGGUCCCGGGAAGAUGUCUCCCAUUCCCCAAGAAGAUCUUAAAACAAAACUGAACUCUCCGUGGCGCACUCACAUACGAGUGCAUCGAAAGAAUAUUGCUAGGGGCAAAGGCCAGCUGGGCUAUGGAGAUACCAUAGGACUAAUAGAUGAGCAGAGCGAGAGCUGUAAAACAAAUAGUCCUGGUGCAAAGGAGGAGAAUUCCAAACAUUCUGACUUUGGAGAAGGAGAAGGAAGUGGUUUGGAUGACAGGACUACUCGAAAAGCUGACCGGCAGUCAUCUGAGCCAAUCUCUACGGACAGCAGUACAAACGUGUCAAUGGUUCAGCUAAAACUAGAAGCACUGGAACUUGCCUCAGAUAACAAAACUAAUGCUGAGUCAACAUCCCAUCAGUCCAGCCAGCCAUGUUUAUCAGAGUCCUCCCGUUCAUCCAGUGACUCUGGAAACUUGGCUAAACCUCCUCACUCUGGGAACCCAAAGCCACAAGUCUUCAAUCCUUUUCCCAGUGUCAAGCCUCUUCGAAAGUCAGCUACAGCCAGGAAUUUAGGGCUGUAUGGCCCCACUGAAAGAACACCAACUGUCCACUUCCCACAGAUGAGCAGAAGUUUCAGUAAGUCUGCCAGUGGCAACAGUGGAACCAGGAAACGAUGAUGUACUUACCUGGCACUUCCUAUUUCUGGCAGCAAUGAAGAAUUUGUAUUGCCUUUUUGUGUGUGUGUGUAUGUGUGUCCCAGAGAAUUUCUGAUCUUUAAUGAGGUAAUAGGGACAGAAGUGGUUACCAGAUGUAUAAAUAUGUGUCUUUAGAAAUUGUGUUCCCGCGUUGUCAUGGGAUAGAUUAGUGAAGAUGCACUCUGGCACCCUGUUGUUGAUUCUGAUGGUUCUGUGGUAAAAUAGACAUUGAUUUGCAGUGUGGAGGAAAUGACACAGUUUCUUAAAUCUAACUCAGACAUAAAAUCACCAGCUGCCUUUAACCCCUCAGCCCCCCAUGGUUGCCUCCUGUCUCUUUUAAAGCUUGAAGGACAAAUUUUCUGGUGCAGCAGACACUUAAUAACAGUUUUUAUGACUGUUAUAUAGCUUCCCCAUUAGACCUCAUCAUCAUGCUCUGUGAGUAGCUGGAGAAGCCAUAACUAACAGAAGCACAAGCAGCCCUAACAAUCAAAAGUAUCACCUUUUGUCCAACAUUAACACUUACUACUGGGCCAUCCAUCUUCAGACAUUCUUGAGCGACAUUUUGUGCUUCACUUCCCACAGCAGUCCUCUGCUGAUACUGCUUCUAAUAUAAUCAGUGAGCAUGAGAAUAGCAGAUAUAAGUCCACCAACACACUGCUUUGCUCCUUUUCUGUUACAUAUGUACAUACAUGCAUUUCUGUUACUGCUGUAGAGUUGCAGCACUGCAAAAUUGGAAAUCAGGUACAACUAUAUGUGUAGUUGUAUGAAUAUUAUGGCACAUCUUGUCUUCAGUGAUUAUCUAUAUUAUAGACUUGUGAUUAAAUAUUUUUUAUCUUAGCAGUAGAUAAAAUAUAUGAAUGUUCCAAAGUAGUUUAGGGUUUUAAAUUAUAUGAACAGAGUGAUUAGAUACUUAGGGUGCCGCUUACUGUUAAAACCCAACAUAUCAGCCACUAUGUAAAGUGGGAUGGACCCGUAGGACUGCCAUGGGUUUCCAUGGCUCAGGUCUUUUUUGGUGUAAAAGAGCAAUGGCAAAGUGAUAAGCUGAGUAUUUACCUCCAAAUUAAAAAGCAAAGAUGGUGAAUAACAUAAGAACAAGUAUAUAUUUUUUUCCUAUAUAUGCUACAAAUGGAGGCAGGGAGACUAAAUAUGGGUAAUUCAACUUCAAGGUUGCAAAAUCAAGCACUCGAACUCCAAGAAGUUUAGGUUGCUCUUAAGACAUACAGCUCUGAUGAAUUGUACGUGUUGACUGUACUUCUUUACAUUAUUGCUUCCAGGCUUCCCAUGACAUCAAAGUGCCAUUAUUUAAACUGGAGUAAAAAAAAAUAGUGAUAAAUCAGCCCCAUUGUAUGUAAUGUCUUACUUCCUCUUAAAAUUCUUUGUUAAAUUUGAAAAUUAAUAUAUCGUUGUCUAUUUAUUAAUGUAUACCAUAACCUAUAGGUUGUGAUACCAGUUUCACUGUAUACCAUAACUUAUAAGCUGUACAAUAUACCCUGUUUAUUGUGCUAGGGACAGUUUUAUUUUGUUGUUGUUUUCUACAAGUGUAUGCAUAUAAAAUAACACACAAGUAUGAACACUAUAAAACAGAUGUAGAUCAGCUCUUGCCCCUGCCUUAUUUCCAGGUUACAGUAAGUAUUGUCACUAAUGAUUAUUUAUAGUGCUAAGUAAAUUUGUAGGAUUUAGUCACUGAUCACUGGCUGUAUGAGAAUUGUUUCUGCCUUGAUUUAGAAGUGGACUUCUCAGACUUCUACUGUGAAUCAUUCUCCCCAGUUUUUCUUAGCUUCAGUGUAUCACGUGGCUGUAUGCUGAACCAAUAAUGAAAAUAAAAGGACUGUGAUUCUGCAAAACCC